AUGUUACUAGCCUUAUCGCCCUAUUCCACAUAUGCAAUGACCACCCCUCGAUCAUCAUCACCUCUCAAUCCCAAUCCCAAUGUCAGAUCCUCAUCACCAUUAUCAUCACCUACACCCGGCUCAUCCAGUUCAAGAUACCAGUCGUUCUCGCUUCCUUCCCCAUCGUCGUACAGAUCAGCCCCUAGCGGUGCGGCCCAGCUAAGAUCGCCGAGAUAUGUACGACCGUCCAAAAGACCUUCUCUACCAUCUUCUUCGACCACCACCACAGGAUCAGACCUGUUCUCUGAGGGGACGACCCCGAUGGAAGGUCUAAUGUGGAGAGAGAAGUUUAGUCGGCGCGUAGAAGCUAGAGAAAAGAGAAAAGCAGAUAGGAAUAAUGAAUUGGAUAAGCGGAGGGGUUUGAGUGGGAGUGUAAAGAGGGAGAUGAGUGUAGAAGAGGAGGAAGAACAGGAUAGGAAAGCUCAAGAGGAUGAUGAGGAGAUAUUCCGUCGUCUGGUAAUUCUGCAACGCAAGAAAUCCCAACAUGCUUCCCUCGUAUCUCACGAGAUAGAAACUGGCGGAUCUGAUCCACUCACACCUGAAUUCUGGGAAGAUGAAUUAGAGGAAUUGCAAAAGGAAGAAAGGGAAUUGAUGAAUAGGUUGGAUGAUCAGAGUCAUGCGGAUCAUCAGCAUCAGAACCAAACGUCCUCUUCUACAAUGAAUAAUAAUCAACAUGUAAAUCAGGAGGAAUCGGACGAGGAAUGGGAAAUACAAGCUGCUUUAGCUGAGCAGGAAGAAAUGGAAUUGGAGGAAAUCAAUUUCGCAGAUCAGGUGGAAAAGGCUUAUUACGCUCAUCAAUCUCAAUCACAUCAACCCUCAGAUAAUAAUGUUCAUACGGGGAAUAUGGACGUGGAUAUGGAUGUGGAUCUAGAUUCGCAGGUGAAUUGGGAUGCUUUUGAUUCAAUGGACAUUGAAUGA
Molecule: messenger RNA, 957 nt
Organism: Kwoniella botswanensis
Lineage: Eukaryota; Fungi; Basidiomycota; Tremellomycetes; Tremellales; Cryptococcaceae
Exons: 2
Coding region: 1-957 (318 amino acids)
Source: RefSeq, a predicted model, not a curated record